Molecule: messenger RNA, 522 nt
Organism: Entamoeba invadens IP1
Lineage: Eukaryota; Evosea; Mastigamoebida; Endamoebidae
Exons: 2
Source: RefSeq, a predicted model, not a curated record
AAAAACGAGGAUCUCCAUAAGACCGUUGUGAACGACUUGCAUCAAGCCUAUCGAUUUGUGUGUGUUGAUGAAACUCAAGGUUUCUGCAAAAAAGAAGAAACGUAUUAUUUGGUGUCGAUGAAUGCGGAUGAGAAGAAACCGUUGAAUCACUACUAUGUAGCUACUUUCGCGAGAUAUGUUGGAACUGUUUAUGUGGAAGACUUUUCAUUGCCAGCCUUACCAACUUCGAUGAUUGGAAUGAUCUUCACUCCAUCAGAAGAAGACAUUGUUAAAUUGACUGAUUCCGAACAAUUCUGCGGUCACUACAUGUUCCCAUAUUGCAUAUUGGAUAAACACUUGCCAUUUUGGGGUGGAUACGUCGGUUCACACUUUGAAAUCCAGUGGAAAGACCAGAGCUAUGCAAAAAACAAGGCUAAUUAUCCACAGUUUGAUUACUCAUUCCUUGAGGAUUCAACGUUCGUUCAGAAUUUGGAAUCUCUCGAUAUGAACGCAGGUGUUCCAUUCCUCAACGAAAGAAUUUAA